Molecule: messenger RNA, 4902 nt
Organism: Botrytis deweyae
Lineage: Eukaryota; Fungi; Ascomycota; Leotiomycetes; Helotiales; Sclerotiniaceae
Exons: 8
Coding region: 1-4902 (1633 amino acids)
Biological process (GO): lipid transport; transmembrane transport
Cellular component (GO): membrane; intracellular membrane-bounded organelle
Molecular function (GO): lipid carrier activity; ATP hydrolysis activity; ATP binding
Source: RefSeq, a predicted model, not a curated record
AUGACAUUUCUUCCCACCACACAAUGGCGUGAACGUGUCUGGCGUCAGACUUUAGCACUGAUCGAGAAAAACUUCCUCCUGUUUCUCAGAUCACCAUGGGCAACUCUCUUUCGCGCAUUGAUCCUGCCAAUAGUUUUCACUGCAUUAUUAUGUUCCGGUGGAAAACUCACCAAUAUUUCAUCCACGCCGACCGAAGGUGGAAUUGCCGACUCUUCGCAGCAGAUUAAAAGCCUGAAAGAAGCGCUGGAUGGGGUUCCCCUCAAGAAACUAGUUCUUUGCCGGAAUGGAUUCAAUGGAACGGAACUCAAUUCGAUCAUAGAGACUGCGGUACAAGGCCUCAGUUCGGACAGGUGGGUUACUAUUGACGACGUGGACGACUUGUAUUACGAUUGUCUACAAUCACGGACUGGUAUAUCCAACUGCUUCGCUGCUGUCAUCUUCACCUCAUUCAAUGCUACCAAUGUGGAUUAUAUCAUCGCCACCGACAGUGCUACAAGCCUAUCGAGUACCGACUUUGCAAAGCAUGAAUCGUUGAGCAACGACCGCCUCCUGCCACUGCAAUGGGCUAUCGAUUCCAGCAUUGGGAGCUUCACUAAAACGACUCCGCCAUCGGAACUUCCCUGGUCUGGAUAUUUCGGGGACCAAGCGAGAGAUUCAAGCUCACCACUUGAUUCUGUAUCUUGGUUUGUGGUAAUUUACUACUUCGUCGCUCCGGCAUUUCUCCUCGCUUUGAUUGGUGUUGUCUACCAUGCCAGUCUAUUUGUGGCAUCGGAAAGAGAAUUGGGAAUGACCGAACUUCUAGAUGCACAAACUUGCACGAAAACACCUCGAAUUUUCUCCACCAUUGCUUCUUUUGUUGCAAUUUACUCGCCGGGAUGGUUCGUUUGCUCCAUUCUCAUGACCCAGCUUCUCUUCACGCGUUGCUCGGAUGUCCUCCUCCUGUUCCUCACGCUAAUAGCUGGGACAUCUCUCACUGUGUGGUCACUGUUCUUAUCCUCAUUUUUCAGGAAAACCCAGCUAGCAGGACUUUAUGCUUCCAUUCUCACAUUUACGCUGGCCUUCGGCACGGUAGCGUUCGCUUUCGGUGAUAACCCACCUCAUACCACAAUCUCAAUACUAAGUAUCUUAUUUCCUCCAUUCGCCUACUCAACUCUCAUCGGCGACAUUGCGCGGGCCGAGGCGCAACUCACCAGCUUUUCGCUCCUGAAGUCCACGGUGUCCAUCACGGCCACCUCUGAUACUCAACAUUUCACUCCCCAAGUCACCGGCUACCUGUAUAUUAUAUUCUUCUGUGCCCACAUUGUGAUUUAUACCGCUGCGUGCUUUGCAGUCGACCACUACAAAUGGAGUGUGAAAAGAACCUACGAUGAGAUUGAUUCGUCUAGUGACGUUGCAGUACGUUGCACCGAACUUUCGAAGACUUUUGAAGCAAGCCGACGAUGGUACUGGCCAUGGAGCACCGUGGGAAGCAGCCAUCUUGCUGUUAACAGUUUAAAUCUUGAAUUGAAGACAGGUUCAGUCAACUUCCUGCUCGGGCCAAAUGGGGGAGGUAAGACGACGACGCUCAAAUGUAUCGCGGGCAUUAUACCUGCGGACAAAAGUUCUCGACUGGAGAUCAAUCAGAAUGCCACGUUUUUUGGCGUUUGCCCCCAGCAUAAUGUUUUCUGGGAGGGACUGACGGUUUCCGAACACGUCAGAAUUUGGAGAAAGAUUAAAACUGGAGCAAGUGUGGUUGGAGGCGAAGAUGAUGUGCUUGCGGAGUGCGAUAUCUUGACAAAAUCUAACCAAGCUGUCGAGACAUUAUCCGGAGGCCAGCAAAGGAAGCUGCAGCUUGCCAUCGCAUUUGUGGGAGGUUCCACAAUGUGUUUCAUCGAUGAGGCUUCCAGUGGCUUGGAUCCUCUCUCAAGACGCAAUAUCUGGAACAUUAUCUCUAAUUGUCACUCGCGCCGUACCGUCUUGAUAACUACGCAUUUCCUUGAUGAGGCCGACAUUCUCGCGGACAAUAUUUCUAUCAUCUACAAAGGAGGACUUGUGUGUACCGGCACCCCCACUUCACUGAAAGCCAAACACGGACUGGACCUCGAGAUCCGCCAGAUUGCGACAGAAGAUGACGAAGGCUACGUAGAAGAAGAUGAAGAUGAUGAUGAAAAAAUGCCUAAGUGGAACAUGAAGACUUCUACUGAAGCAACAAAGAAGAUUCUAGAAUUGGAAGAGCUAUCAGGUGGUUUAUACUCAGUUACCUUCCCGACGCUAGAGCAAGUCUUUUUGAACGUCACCAAUUCAUCGCUGAUGGAUGGUAAUGGCAACGGAGAUGUAGCACUUGAUGAACAGAUAUCUAGACAGGAGACUGAGCUCGAAGAACUGAACCCAGGAAGUGUGGAGGGAGUAACCCUUGAAGUUGGAACGCAAACCAAGCUAUUUCACCAAAUUCUAGUUAUCCUGAAGAAACGCUACCUUCUAGCACGGCACAGCUGGAUGAGUUAUGGCAUCGCUGUCGUAAUCCCACUUGUCAUUGCCGCUGCACUAGCCAGCUCGGUCGCCAAAUUCGAAACUUUUGAUACCUGUACACAUAGAAUAGAUGUUACCAUGCGAACUGCAAGCAUGGCAGAGUCCAUAUCCUUGGGAGAGGGUUAUGAUGCUUACGAUGUUCUCGGUCCUUUGGACACCCCUGAUUUCUACAGCGCUGAGGACCUUGCACACUAUACAAUUUCUAGCAUUGCUGGACCACCGGCUGCUUUUGAUGGCGAAGCUCAAAAUAUACUUUAUGUCGAGAACAUGGCACGAUAUUUUGGGUCAUUCACUCUUGAAAAGGAGGGUGUUACUGGAGAACAGAAGGCUCUAGCUACUCGUGGCAAUGCAUCUUCACUUACAGAAAUGAUUUCCAUCAUCAAAGAUCACCACGGUGAGCCAGCAUUUGGUGUUCUUGCUGAUUCGGCCAAUGUCACGCUCGUUCAUCGAAUGCAUCCAGAAUUCUCCAUGGCGGGUAUGAACAUCAUCACAAAUCGACUUGCGAACUCCUCGACACAAACUGGAACGGCAAGGAAGGUCAAGACCACGUAUCGCAAAUUCCGACACGUCAAGUUUGAGCCCGACUCAAUGUCAAUUCCUAUCUUGGUGUUCAUAACACUUGGGUUCAUAUGUAGCACAAGUGUAAGCAUCAUGUAUCCGGUAUUUGAGAGGAUCAAUAAUGUCAGAGCUUUGCAGUAUUCAAAUUCAGUCUCGUCUGCAGCACUAUGGACAGCCUAUCUGAUCUUCGAUAUGCACAUUGGAAUCAUCACGUCCGUCAUAACAUGGGCAAUUAUAUUUUCGGUCGGGAAUAGCCGCGUCUGGUAUGAAUCAACAUUCAUCCUCUUUGCAAUACUGCUAUUCUGUAUUGCGACUUACCUAGGGCUUUAUCUCUGCUCUUUAUUCCUCAGAAGAGCUGCGUUUGCAGCUGCAGUUGGCGUGCACAUCGUACUAAUGAUUGUUUAUCUCAUCGCAUAUUACGUCAAUGAUUCCAAGGACCCUGUGAACGCAUUCGACAUAGCCCUCGAUAUUCAAGGCGUACUUGGUCUCACCUCGCCAGCAGCGAACCUACUCCGAACUUUCUUCAUAGCAACCGAUAACUUCGGCAUCACCUGCGGCGAGACAGGGUGGUAUGAUCUGCAUCCCAUAGCAUUUCAACUUUAUGGUGGUGUCUACAUGAACCUAGUUCUACAGAUCAUGUUCUGUAGUUUUGUGCUUACAUAUAUCGAAACUGGAAGCUCAGCAUGGUUUUUCAAGCUUCUCCCAAAAAGAAAGAUGCCAGCGACUCCAGCACAAUUAGACUUUGGUAUCGAGGGAAGAGAGUCUCCGAACUUUGAACCAACAGCCGAGCACGAUGAUGAUAUCCCCCUCAAGGCUCUCAAAGGAAAAAACAAUGUCCUUGUCCUCGUUGUCUCCAAGAUAACCAAAUUUUUCAAGUCGCUGCUAGCAGUACAAGAAAUUUCUCUCACCAUCUCCACGAAUGAAACACUAGCACUUCUCGGUGCCAACGGCGCCGGAAAAACAACAACCAUCAACAUGAUCCGUGGUCUCAUCACUCCUGAUCAUGGCAACAUAACUAUAGAUGGGAUCAGUGUCCUCACUUCACCUCAACAAGCACGAAUCCACACUGGUGUCUGCCCUCAAGAUGACGCGAUUGACGAGCUCACCGUCCGCCAAACACUAAGCUUCUACGCGAGUAUCAAAGGUCUGCGGGACGUCAAGGGGAAUGUCGACGGCGUGAUGCGCGCAUUCGGCAUAGAAACCUUCGCCGACCGCCUCAUUACCAAGCUAUCGGGCGGUACCAGAAGGAAAGUCAUGGUCGCGAUCGCCAUCCUCGGGAAUCCGCGACUGCUGCUGCUGGACGAGCCGUCGACUGGGCAAGAUGCCGGUGCCAAACGCGUUUUGUGGAAGAUCUUGCGUUCGCUGAGUAACAAUCGCGCGAUUCUGAUUACCACGCAUAGUAUGGAGGAGACGGAAGCACUGGCGACGAAAGUGGCCAUUGUCGACAAGAAAAUGUUGGCUUCGGGCACGACGUCGCAGUUGCGAUCGCGCUUUGGAGGGUUUUAUCGCGUGCGGGCGUCUUAUGAGGUGGGGCGGGAGACGGAAUUGGAGACGGCGCUUAGGGGCAUGUUUGGGACGCAGGUGCGGAAUCUCAAGUGUGCGUUUGGAGAGGUGGAGUUUGAGCUGCCGUAUGAGAGGAAGAUGAUUGGGAGGAUUAUGCUGAGUAUGGAGACUUUGAUGGUGGAUAAGGAGGGGGUGGCUGGGAUUGAGAGGACGAUGGUUGGGCAUGAUACGAGAAAUGUGUCGAAGGUGUUGAGGGACUAUACUAUUUUAGAGCCAUCCAUGGAUGAUGUUUUCUUGAAUGUUUGUAAUGAGGCCGAGAUUGGAAUCUUGUAG